AUGAAGAAAUUAUUAAAUAAAAUCGUUGGGUAUUAUAUUUUGAAAAUUUUAUGUACCCACAGAUCCAACGGCCAUCAGUGUAAAACAUUAAUUGGACUUAUUGGUGCUCCUGGAGCUGGUAAAUCAACUAUUUGUAAUAUCAUUCUUUACCUACUAUAUGGCUUCAAAGCAGAAUACUUUAAAACAUCAGAUGAUCAUAAAUCAUUCACCAAAGGUGCAAUGGUGAUGUCUGAAUCAGCAAGAUCAAGAAUCUCUGGAAAGCAAAUCAAUUUAGAACCUUUGGAUAUGGAAGGCUUCGAUAUCAAUGAAGAACAUUGUUGGGCCAUGAAUAUGGUGAUGUCUACUUUAUGUCCCGUUAUGAUGUUCUGUUGUAGAGAAACAAGAGCAAACUUUUUGUAUGAUGCUCUGAAAGUUUUCAAGAAAGGAUUGGUAGCAACCAAACAAUUUGGAUUGAAACCAAUUACCAAACAGAUCUUCAUUAUGACAAAUUUCAAACCAGAUAUUGUCAUUAAAUGUGUCAAUGAAUGCAAAGAAAUACUUCAAGAUGAUAGUAUUGAAAUCAUUCCAUUCAAAUUCCCAACUAUGCCAAUGGAAGAUGAAUCUACAUCAAUGGAUGUUAUUUUACAUCCAAGAUUGGUUGAAGCAAUUAAAGUUGGAGUUUUAGAUAAGAUAUCAAUCUCCAACCAACUUCAAUCUGCUUCAUCUUUUUCAGAUUAUGUGAAGGAUUUGUUGAAAGCAUUCAACUCUGGAAAUCAUAUCAAAACUGGUGAAGUUGUCAAGAAAUAUUUCUUGGAUGAUUGUAAGAGAAUGAUCGAACUUGAAAAGUGCAAAAAGAGAAUCGAAUUGCAAACUACAGCAUCAUCUUCCUUGUUAACCUCAGUCGAUACCACAUUGGUCCAAUUCAUUGGAACUCAAUCAUUCACAUUUACAAUCAACGUGAAAUCAGCAUCAUGUUACAACGAUAAAUGA
Messenger RNA from Heterostelium album PN500, 969 nucleotides. RefSeq lists its product as uncharacterized. NCBI's taxonomy places the organism in Eukaryota, Evosea, Eumycetozoa, Acytosteliales, Acytosteliaceae. The transcript has 3 exons. Bases 1 to 969 code for a protein of 322 amino acids. The record is from RefSeq and is a predicted model, not a curated record.